AUGUACAGUAUAUUGAGUAAUCCAUUCAAUUGGAACGCUGAAGAUGUUCGUAAUUGGCUGCUGUGGACCCGAAGACAAUUCAAUUUACCAGACUUUCAUUUGGAGUACUUCCAGAUGGAUGGCAUGAGUCUGUGCUCUCUGAACGAGUCGGACUUCAAGCAAAGAGCCCCCCAUUGCGGCGAAACACUGUACGCACAGCUCGACAUCUGGAAGACAGCCGUCGACUUUCGCCCCGAGGAAAGCAUUCUCGAGUUGAGUUCAUUACUAAACAGUUGGUCGUCAUCGCCGCCGCCCUACUGUACGCCACCGCCAUCUGAUGCCUAUACCAGUGCUGUGCCCUCUCCUGGCCAGGAGAGUAUGGGCACAGAUAUGAUGAGCACCGUAUGUCUGUCUCCCGUAUCGCCACCGAUGUGCUCCUCGCCAAUCAUAACCGGUUACACAACUACUGGAGUGGGCUCUCCAGUGCUCGUCAGCUCUAUAGAGAGCCCUACUAUUGUUACCUCUGAUUAUGGUAGCGAAGGAACUCAAAGCGAUGACGACAUCAGUGACGACGGGUGCGAUUUGCCCACCACUACACACGUAGAGCAGUCACCCCCUCCCACCACUACCACCACCGGACGCACUGGUUCUGGAUCUCACAUCCACUUAUGGCAAUUCCUGAAGGAACUGCUAUCACAGCCACAAAUACACGGCAGUUGUAUCCGAUGGAUGGAUCGGCCGAAAGGGGUUUUCAAAAUCGAGGACUCUGUACGUGUGGCCCGACUUUGGGGAAAGCGUAAGAACAGGCCGGCCAUGAAUUAUGACAAACUGAGUCGCUCUAUACGCCAGUACUAUAAGAAGGGUAUUAUGAAAAAGACUGAGAGGUCUCAGCGUCUGGUCUACCAGUUCUGUCAUCCCUAUUGUCUUUAAAUGAGAUGAUAUGUUGACAUAAAACACUCCCAAAGACUUUGGCCCCGAAUUCGGUCUAAACUCAAGGCUUGUCCUAUAGUUUAUGCGGAAUUCGCAAUCAUUACCAUCGAAGAGCAUAUCGUAAUAUACUGUUAGUUAAACAGUAAAUAUAUUGUUAUUUAUAGUAAUCACGCUCUCGAGGAAUGAUAUAUACGGGAAGGUAUUAUUCCCGUCCCAUUGUCUGCCACUUCAUUCAUCUCUCAUUGUUUUAAAGACUUAAAUAGUGUUCGACAGCAUUGACUGUAAGACAAUACUGGCGCUAAUCUCCUCUUUUUCACACAUUCCUCACUCGACAUCUAAACUCUGUGUUCAAUAUGAAGAGUUAUUUGUCUGAUUGAAAACUUUAUCAAAUGGUCGGUAAUUAUGUCGAGAGCUCUCACACCUGGCAUACAGUGAUCCGGUGAAGUGACUGGUGCUGUAGGCAGCGGUGGAGUAUCUCCAUGUAGCGGCCAUUUUGAUGAAUUAUGUAACAUAUAUCUAUGAUAUAUCCAAUUGUAUGUUCUGUGAACAUCCUAACACCCGAAUGAUUGAAAUAUAUUUCUUAUGAAAAUUACUUAUAAUUCUUUUUAAGAGUAUUCAAAACCAAAACCUCAUGUGAGGCACUGGCAA
Messenger RNA from Oppiella nova, 1557 nucleotides. The record is from the annotation of a GenBank genome assembly. Lineage: Eukaryota; Metazoa; Arthropoda; Arachnida; Sarcoptiformes; Oppiidae.